UAUUGACUCCGCCUCUUGGGGAAUUCCCCGAGAACGCGUGGUGUUUUUAGUAAACCGGAAGUGAGCGAGUUGUUUUGGACAGAAAAUCAGUGUAUGUGGAUUUUCAUUGGGAGUGUCUCCAGCGUGUUCCAGCUUCUCUGCACAGAGUGUGAGAGAACAACCUGUAUGGAGGGAAGCAGAGAGAGAGAAACCAAGAUGACCGAAUCUUCAGACAGUCAGGAGUUUGCAGAGCUCUGGCUGAAGAAUCUCAUGGGAGUGGAAGAGUCUGGAGUUCCUGAUGACAACUCAUGGGAAAAAGAAGAGCCGAUCCCUGAGGAUCUGCAGGACGUUCCCUGUGAGUUUCUGCUCAGAGACAUGCUACAGCCACAGUCCUCAUCAUCUCCUCCGACCUCCACUGUCCCUGUCACCUCCGAUUACCCUGGACUCCACAACUUCACCCUGCACUUUCAGAAGUCUAGUACGGCCAAAUCGGUCACCUGCACGUACUCUCCGGAGCUGAAUAAACUGUUCUGUCAGUUGGCAAAGACGUGUCCUGUGCUCAUGGCAGUGAGUUUUCCUCCACCAUCAGGUUCUGUGCUCAGAGCCACUGCUGUGUACAAGAGAUCAGAACAUGUGGCUGAUGUGGUGCGCCGCUGUCCUCACCACGAGAGGAGUAACGACACUGAGGGCCCAGCUCCUCCCGGUCACCUGCUCCGUGUGGAAGGGAAUUCCCGAGCGGUUUAUCACGAAGACUUAAACACACAGCGCCACAGUGUGGUGGUGCCCUAUGAACCUCCUCAGGUGGGAUCAGAGUGCACCACUGUGCUGUAUAACUACAUGUGUAACAGCAGCUGUAUGGGGGGAAUGAACCGCCGGCCCAUCCUGACCAUAAUCACUCUGGAGACCCAGGAUGGUCAGCUCUUGGGCCGGCGCACUUUUGAAGUACGUGUGUGUGCAUGUCCUGGGCGUGACAGGAAAUCAGAGGAGAACAACUUCAGAAAACAGCAGGAAUCCAAAACCUCGGGCAAAACCCUCACCAAGCGCAGUUUAAAGGAUCCUCUCCCUCACACAGAGGACAGUAAGAAAUCCAAGAACACCAGCAGUGAUGAUGAAAUUUACACGCUGCAGGUGCAUGGAAGAGAGCGUUAUGAGUUUCUGAAGAAGAUUAAUGAUGGUCUGGAGCUCAGUGACCUGGUGCCUCCUGCUGACCAGGAGAAGUAUCGACAGAAACUUUUGUCUAAAGCCUGUAGGAAGGAGAGAGACGGAGCUGCAGCAGAACCCAAACGAGGGAAGAAGCGACUGAUGAAGGAGGAGAAGAGCGACUCUGACUGAGAGAGAGAGAGAGAGAGAUGGGGAAGGGUGGAGAUGGGUUCAUUUACAAUCUGUCCAGAUAAAAAAAGAAAGCUGUGAGUGUUUGUUAAAGUUCAGCUUGUUGAUGUUACUGUUAGAGACGCCACAGUUUAACUGCUGCUCAGAGUGAAAUCCACACUGGAGGAGAUUCACUUCUGUUACCUGUCUACAGCUCUGCAGCUCCAGUGUAAAUGUACACGAGCAGGAGACACACUUAUUGUCAUGUUCACGUCGAUCAUCUCCUGACCUGUUCCACACACACACACUCACACACACACACACACACACACACACACACACACACACACACAACACUGCCUCUCUAGGUGCUCUCCUGCCAAGUGAUAUACUGAAAUAUGUUAAUGGAACCCAAACAUCAGAGUUUUGUCCCAGCUCAGUAAAUCAGAUCUAGAACCUGUUCAUAACUUUCAAGUGUUUUAUAUCAUGUGAAUGAGUCGGGUUACAUUUUUCAGGGAAUAAAAUGACCUCUGAAACACUUGUGUGUAAUUAAACUGCACCUGAUUGGUUGAAUCACAAUUUUAUUCCCUACUUCUGAUUGUUUGGGUAGCUUUACUGUCAUUAACACUUUGUAAUCUUUGUAUUUUAAUGGUGCAUGAAAUAAAAUCUCCCUCAGGGCACCUGAUAAUCUUGAUAUAAAACAUUUCUACUAUUUUCACUCACUGAAGUUUUCAUGUUGUAUUUCAUGCUGCAGUCAUCUAUCAUUUAUAUGUAGUUUUAUAUACAAACUUGUUUAGCGUUUGGUUUAAAAAAACAUCUAAAACAAUAAAACUUGAUCUUAAAUUUU
This is a messenger RNA of Tachysurus vachellii, 2134 nucleotides long. It is a transcript of the gene tp53, whose product is annotated as tumor protein p53. The coding region runs from base 94 to 1311 and encodes 405 amino acids. Gene Ontology annotation, biological process: apoptotic process; protein tetramerization; regulation of transcription by RNA polymerase II. Gene Ontology annotation, molecular function: DNA-binding transcription factor activity, RNA polymerase II-specific; RNA polymerase II cis-regulatory region sequence-specific DNA binding. Gene Ontology annotation, cellular component: nucleus. Lineage: Eukaryota; Metazoa; Chordata; Actinopteri; Siluriformes; Bagridae. The record is from RefSeq and is a predicted model, not a curated record. The transcript has 11 exons.